Fusarium graminearum PH-1 is the source of this 744-nucleotide messenger RNA. RefSeq lists its product as uncharacterized. NCBI's taxonomy places the organism in Eukaryota, Fungi, Ascomycota, Sordariomycetes, Hypocreales, Nectriaceae. The record is from RefSeq and is a predicted model, not a curated record. The transcript is spliced from 3 exons. The coding region runs from base 1 to 744 and encodes 247 amino acids.
AUGGCGGUCACGACCCGAAACCGGACCUCGACUUGCGUCAAACAUGAGGACGAGUGCCCCUCGACCUUACGAGCUCGCCUGCGCAGCGAUCCUCCACCUCAAUGUUCCCCCUCGAAGCCCGCUCCCUAUGAGAAUCUCUACCAGCAGGUUCAGGCCUCUCUAGGAAACUACGGAGAUAAUCCCAAGCGAGGCAAAAUGACGGUUCAGGAACCAGAGAGCAAUGACCCAGCUACCCAGCUUCGAGCUAUACAUGAAUCUGCGACUGAAAACCUCGAGAAAGCACACGCCGAUGUCCAAGCUGAGAUCAAGCACUUCGCCGAAGAAUCUUCCAAGACAUUGGCGCAAAGCAGAGACCUCUACGCCAACAUUGAGUACCCACUGUCAAAAACCCUAUGCGACUCGGAUGACCAUCCUCGAGCAAGCCUCGAAGUCCAUCUGAAUCGUCUCAAACAAGAUAUCGCUGCGGCUAGGGAACAGGUUGUUCGCCUCAGCGCCGAGUGGGAGGAGUGUUGUCGCACCGAAGAAGAAGCGUGGGAUGAGCUCAAGAAUGGCUUAGAACACCGUGGUCGAGGAGCGACUGGUAUGGAUGAGGAAACGAAAGUAGCGGCUGAGGAGUUCAAGAAAGAAGCAAGGGCUAUUGUCGAGGCGAAUUGUCAGCUGUUGGACGAGAUUGACCAGGACUUUAAAAGUAAGAUCCAGGAAGAAACCCAAAGGAUCAUGGCGAGUUUGCUCGCUGGUAUCUGA